Coffea arabica (coffee) is the source of this 465-nucleotide messenger RNA. Lineage: Eukaryota; Viridiplantae; Streptophyta; Magnoliopsida; Gentianales; Rubiaceae. The record is from RefSeq and is a predicted model, not a curated record.
AUGCACCAUGAUUGUUCACCAGCAGUUGUACAUCGGGACAUAUCAAGCAAUAACAUUUUGCUUGAUCCAGAUUACGAGCCUCACGUUUCAGAUUUUGGCACUUCCAAGUUUCUGAAAAAAGACUCGUCUAAUUGGAGUUCUUUGGCAGGCACCUAUGGAUACAUUGCACCAGAAUUUGCCUAUACAAUGAAAGUUAACGAAAAGUGUGAUGUUUAUAGUUUUGGGGUCCUGACAAUGGAAAUAAUCAAAGGAAAGCAUCCUGGAGACUUGACUGCUAAUCUGAUGUCUUCAAAUCAUGAAGAUGUAGAACUGAAAGACUUGGUCGACCGAAGACUUCGAUAUCCCAAUCAAGAAACUCAAAAGAUCCUGAUAUCCAUUUUCAAACUUGCAAGAGAAUGUCUACACGCUGAUCCUCAAUGUAGGCCAACAAUGCUCUUUAUUUCCAGGUUGAUAUCAACUCAGUGA